This is a messenger RNA of Trypanosoma conorhini, 1536 nucleotides long. RefSeq lists its product as uncharacterized. Lineage: Eukaryota; Euglenozoa; Kinetoplastea; Trypanosomatida; Trypanosomatidae. The record is from RefSeq and is a predicted model, not a curated record. Bases 1 to 1536 code for a protein of 511 amino acids. The transcript has a single exon.
AUGCCGUCCCUGACGCGUGUGGCGCCGAGCAGGCUUGUCCCCGGCGCCAAGGGAGUCUUCAUUACACGUGCGCUGAAAAAGUUCACGCCGGUGGAAGUCGCCCCACCGCCUGACGCCAUUGCACCCCCGUAUUUAGUGAAUCUGCUUCGCACACCGCCGCACGCAAUCUCGCUUCGACGCUUUUUGGCUUUGCGGCACCAGUUCAGCAGCGGCACGUACUUCAACGUGGCCACCCCGGGUGGGUGGUACUUGAUCGUACCCGGCAACCACGCCCCACUUGCCGACCUCGCGGGUCUGCAGGCGUGGCGAGAGCGGCAUCACCAUCGCUACGAGCAGAAAGCCACAGGACGAAGCAGGAAGAAAUGCGAGGCAGUGAAGUUGGGACAAGGUGCAAAGGCACACAAAGGAACACCACCACCACUUGGGACGCACAAUGAUGGCGGUGAGGGGGUUUCUCCUGCCGCAGCACAGGAGGAGUUCCACCAGGGCGACGAUGUUGGUAACGACAUGGAGGAAGAAGAGGAGAGUGCGGCGGAGGCGGAGGGUGUUGGCGCCCAUGCAGCGGCAGCGUCUCCCUCCGGCGCCGGAAGUACGCUGUCUCGAGCGUCACGGCUUGGGGCGCCGCCGGUUGUCAUUCCCGAGGGGCAUCUGUUUGAGAUCAAUGACGGGGUUCUGUGGGAAACGCCUCCGCAGGACGACCUUGGCAGCCCCGCCUACUGGAGGCAGCACAGGCUGCGUAUGCAAUUGUACGACGACACCAGCGUCAGCGCGGAGCAGGGAGAGUUGCUGGGGCCCACACCGGGCGAAGCGGGGCAUAAAGAGGCGCCUGGCUACGUGGAGCGGGAACGCUACGCCCAGGCGCAAAGACUCUUACAGACCUUAACGCGUAAGGCCAAUGUGAAGCUGAUUGUCGACGACGAUCGCCGUCUCUUGACGCUCGUUCCUAUCAUUGACCUGAAGGAGGGCGAUGAGCUACUGCUUCAUUACGGCCGUGAGUGGUGGUCGCAGCGGCUACUUUCCACUCUUUUCAUGUCUGUGGCCGACAGUGAGAUGCGUGAUGUCCGCUGGAUUGAGGCACUUUUCACGAAGCCCACUGACGUGAGCCGACCGUUUCCCCUGCUCUGCUCUGCCGUGGCGCGAAGGAGGCUGCCGAAGCGGAUGCAAACGGGUCAAACUGUGCAAGCUGCAGGGGUGACGAAUGCUGAGACUGCCGUGGCUGCCACAGCAACGCGGCAGGAUGCGUUGGUGCUGUACAACGUGGUGACGCGUCGAAAGGCUACAGAUGCGGAGGCGCUUUUCUUCGCCGUGCGACGGAGCUGCGUGGAUCGGAGUUUUUUUUCCUCCCUUCUUGGGCCGGCUGGCGCCGGCGUGUUUGACGUCGCACGCUGCGACGACGAGGUGCCACUUCGCCAGCUGCGCCGUGCGUUGCUGCAGUCGCUGCGUCAAGAAGGCGUUUCGGCCGGCACUCCGGCGGCCCCCGGCUGCGAUGCUCAGGAGGAGGAGGAGGAGGGGGACGACGGCGCCCUCAGCUUCUGA